This is a messenger RNA of Pundamilia nyererei, 4960 nucleotides long. Its product is annotated as microtubule-associated tumor suppressor candidate 2 homolog. The transcript is spliced from 10 exons. Gene Ontology annotation, cellular component: nucleus; cytoplasm. The coding region runs from base 194 to 1366 and encodes 390 amino acids. Lineage: Eukaryota; Metazoa; Chordata; Actinopteri; Cichliformes; Cichlidae. Gene Ontology annotation, molecular function: microtubule binding. The record is from RefSeq and is a predicted model, not a curated record.
AGAAAAAGAAAAGCAAAGAGAAGAGGUUCAGAGGCUGCAGGGACGCUGCGAACAGCAGGAGAGGCAGCUGAAAGCUCUUAGAGAUGAACUGAAGAAGACUUCGCUGGGUCUAGAAGCUUUCAUAGUCACCACUCAGCAUUAUUGCCUCAAGAAUGAAACCGCAGAAGAAAAUCAAAGGAAGUUGUCUUUGGAAAUGCAAAAGAUCAGAGAGGAAAUGGCCUCAAACUCAGUGCGCUGGGAGAGACUCCAGAGAGAGAAGGCAGCGCUGGAGGUGGCGUUUGAGCGAGAGCUGCAGGAGCUGCAGCUGCAACAGGAGGCAGAGCUGGCUGCUGUGGAGGAAGGACUCAGGAAGUGUCACUCAGCAGAGGCGGAGCACCUGAAGGCGGAGCAUCGGUCAGAGAUGGAGGAGUGUAGGACUCAACAGCAGGAGCAGAUCGAAGAGAUGACAGUCAGCCAUCAGGCAGCCAUUCAGGAACUCAGAGACAUGCACAACAUCACCAUGGCAACACUCCAUGAAGAGCACGCCCGUACUAUGAGAGACUUAAGGAAAGCUCACGAGCAACAGAAGAUCCUUCUAGAGGAGGACUUUGAGAAGCUUAGACUUUCUCUACAGGAUCAAGUGGAUAUGCUCACCUUUCAAAACCAGAGUCUGAGGGACAAGGCCAAACGCUUUGAGGAGGCUUUGAGGAGGAGCACAGAUGAACAGAUAGUGGAUGCUUUAGCGCCAUAUCAACACAUCGAGCAAGACCUCAAGAGUUUGAAGGAGGUCGUGGAAAUGAAGAACCAGCAGAUACACCAGCAGGAGAAGAAGAUCUCUGACCUGGAGAAAGUGCAGGCCCAAAAGAACGUGUUCCUCGAGGAAAAAGUGCAGGUUCUGCAACAGCAGAAUGAAGAUCUUAAAGCUCGCAUUGAAAAGAACCUAGCCCUGUCCAGACAACUGUCUGAGGAGAACGCAAACCUCCACGAGUCCGUCGAGAAGGAGAGCACUGAGAAGAAGCGCCUGAGUCGGAACAACGAGGAGUUGCUGUGGCGUCUCCAGACCAGCCCUCUCGUGUCUCCAGCAUCCUCCCCACUCCACCGCUCCUUCUCUACCUCACCACUUCCCUCAUCCCCAUUAUUUUCCUCUUCACCUGUAGCAGGGUGUGACUCCCCCACUCACUGCCAUGGCUGUCCUCAGCAGGCCCAGUACUCCUCUCCCUCCCACAGAGCUGCUGCUACCAAUCAGAAUCUCUCACCAGGACCAGCCACACCCACACACAGGGCAGUAACUAAUCAGAAUUACUCCCCCACCCAUGUCACACCCACACACAGGGCAUCACGCAGUCGCUGUAAUUCAAAUACUUCUCUCAGCUCUUUGCAGAGAUAAGUUCUUUCCCUUCUAAAUUUUCUCUUCUGACUCAUUUGACCUUUAUUUUAUUUUCUCUUUCCCAACCUUCAGUUUGUUUGUUUUUUUGCAAGCCUGUGGUUUCCAGUCAUCACAGCAUAAACUGGACAGACUGUACACUCAGUGCUAAAGCAAUGAGGUUACACAGUCCUGUACUUUUAUCAGGCUCUACAGCUGUUGGUGUCCAUCAUAUGAAAGUAUCAUCAUACACAGAAACACAAUGUGGAUACAUACUGUGAUAAUGACAGCAAGCUCCUUUUUCCCAGCCCACACUUUUACUGAAAUAGUCUUGACUUGUAGGUUGUAGAUAAUGUAUGAUAGCGGCACAAACGGUGCUGUAAACUUCCCCUGCAUGGGUAGUUGUGAGUCCUGCACAGUACAUAGUACAACAGUGCACAUUUACAGAUGGAAAGUAGCACACUGCUGGCACCACAGCACAUACUCUGGGGUGAUACGAACACAAAUAUAUCAACUAUGUAAAAUAAGCUAUAAUUUCUAAUUGGGAUUAGUUUCCCAUGCUUUCAUGAAAUCAUGAAUUAAUGUUUCUCCUUUUUUGGAUUGUAUCUCUAAAAAAAUCCCUAACAAAGCGCCUUAAACUGGGUCCUGCAACCUCACCAGCAGAGAACGACCAAUGUUUUAUUUAUAAAGGACUUUGGAUAAAGAAUUGGUUUGUAUAUUAAAAAAAACACCUAAAAGUCAUGUUUCUUACCUUCCUCAAACUGUAUUUAAAAUUUUGUAAUUACUUAAUUUUAGCUGACAGAUUUACUUGGAACCCCAGCCAUUUUUAUCAGCAAAACACAAAGAACUUAUGUCUUUUAAAACCUUGCCAGGUCUUCCUACACAUGAGCUACUCUUCACUUCUGGGAUCCCUCAGGUCAACUUGCAAAAACUAUGUCUGCCAUUUUGGAUUUACCUCAGUGGGAAUGUGCCGUCUGUUGUGUCUCUAGCGCAACGGCAACGUCAACAAAAAUCACACAGCUACCGCGGAGCUCAAAGCUAAGGGGGGAAAACCUAGCACAGGAAUCACUGUUUUAAAUGUUGUGGAUUUCUUUAUAAAGAAACGUUUCUAUCUAAUUUAUUACAUGUGUUUUGCUACUUAGCAAGCAUGUACUGUGAAAGUCUUCCAGUUUUAACAUGGAACUUAUUAUUGCUGUGAUUUGUCUAUUUAUUAAGCUCGAGGUGUGAAGAAGAUAAAUGGCGUUAGUUACUUAUAAAAUAUCACCUACAGGUCACAAGUCGAAUGUGAUGUACCUGAGGAGAAAGCGGAUAUACUGCAUAUUAUGUGACUGGUUGUCUUCACACAUGCAGUUUUUUGCAAAAGUUUUGCACCUCUGAGGAGACUGCAAAGUUUUUGAAGUGAAACCCUUUUGUUCAGACCCUAAUGCCCAGAUUCUUGUUUCAUUAACUUUAAAACUUUGCAGCAUGCACAAAAUCUAUCUUACUAUUUAAUAGCUAGCUAACUUUUAAAGCAUCAAAGCUUUGUUAACUUAACAGACCUUAAAGAUUUUUGUAAGACAACAUGCUGUAAAGAAUGUAAUUUGCCCACUGAUGCACAAACUUCUGCAGAAAACUGUACAUUGAUGGUGUCGUAUGGUAAAAUAUAGUAUCUAUAAGCUAUGUAAAUUUUCAAAAACGAACCCUCCGUUUACCUCUUCGUGGUGUAGUACAGUAACGUAGUCCUUUCUCGGUCUGUUAACUUCUUCAGAUAUUCUUCUGGUUUGUUUAUCUGAACAACACUUUUUAUUCUUUGAUUAUCAUGUUGUUGCGAGCUACGCUGGAUUUCCGGUGUGCGAGAAUAUAUUGUUCAGGGAGUUGUUUUCUAAAAUUAGAUUAGAAAUCCUUUCUUUUUUAUAUAAAUAUAGAGAGAGCUUCUCAACACAGCAUUAUACAUUUCCAAGAUAUUCCCCAAGAUAAUUUUUCAUUUAUAUCAAAUACAACAGAGAAACCAACAACUGAUAUAUACAAAUGAGAAAUAUUUUAUAGCACACAGUAUGUUAUACCUGCCUCCUGUACUGUACUCUUCAGAUUAACUUCCCCUCAGGGUCUUAAUCUCUCGUCCAGCUUCGAACAAGCCAAGAUCAAAUUUGUGUACAGUAUAAUCUCAGAUUUACUCACAAAUAAACAACAACAACAACAACAAAACAAAGCUAAAAAAGUCCAGAUAUGUUAAAAAGGGGUCACUGUAAAUACAUCAGGCCCAGGAGAAAAGAUGAAGUUGGCAGCGCUAAUGGGAGCAUGAGUUAGAUUUAGAAGCUGAUCAAAUAUUGUUAAUAGUUUAAUAGAUGCAUGAAAGGGGGGAAUAGGGCUGCGUUGGGGGGCGGGGGGCACCAAUUCUUAACAUUUCUAAAACCGCCCCUGGUUACAUCUUCUGUUCACUUACAGAUGAAAAUGUUACCAGCAUGUAAAAUAUAUGGCGUUUCUGAGUUACCAGUUUUUCAUUACCUUUAACUAAAGUUGUAUUUGCUAUACCAGCACUUUUGACAGUCCUGAAAAGAAAGAAAGAAAUAAAAGCGGGAUUCUUUUCAUGGAUCUUUUUUUUUCUAUGAGACGUACACAGGGUUAACUGUUCUUAAACGAGCAAAUGUUGGCAUUGAAAAAGGGAAAAAAAAAAGUAUCUCAAUUGUGACUGAUUUUGUACCUAUACUAACAGUUUUUGAGAAUGUCAAAAAGAACAUGCCAGUCAGAAAGUCACUGUGUUUUCAGUUUUUGUAGGACCACAAUUCACCGACACUGAAAGAUUCUUUAGGUUUCUCCUAAAAAGUUAUUUAAGCUGCAAAAAACUACAGUCAACAUGGAUGCAACAAAACUACUGUUUACAAGUGACAGCGCAAAGUUACCAGUGUCGUAUUUAAUGAAUAUUUCACCACUGAAUGGACUUUGAUUUCUAAACAAUAAACUGGUAUUGUAGUGACCCUGCAAUGUGUCCUGUGGACAUCUUACUAUGUGCUGAAUGUCAAAAACCUAACUACUGCGUUUUAGGGUUUUUUUUUCCUUUUUUACAAUUUGUUCAUGUGAUUUUGUUUAAUAUACAAGGACCUUUUGUCUGACGACUAUGUAGCAGCCAUUUAACAUGUAGCACUUGGCUGAGCCUCCCCGUAAUACACGAGUAAUUUAUUCCAUUUAUUAGGGGGCAAAAUGCCCAUUUUAAUAUUAAAAUGCUGUCGUAGCAAAUGUUUGUCGACUUUCAGCUCUUAAAUUUGAAUUUGUGUGUGUAAACUAUACAAAGACUCAUUUUGGAACUGGUAGAGGAACAAGGUUUACAGAAUAUUGUUUGUUCUGGCACUGAUUGUACGUUUGAAUGUAAAUACAUUUACAACAUGAGCUGUGUCUUAGUGCACCAACAGAGUAAUAGAAGCAUGUUUUUUGUUUUGUUUUUCUUUUCUGUCUUUGCUGUUUUAUCGCUCUCCCUUUCUCUUAUUUAACCUCUCAGCAUUUGUGAUUGUCAAAAAUGUAACUGUAGCGUAGGAGACCUAGAAAAUGAAGAAUGAAAUAGUUCAUCAAUGUAAUGUGAUGCACAGUAUGUUGAUGCCUUUGAUUUGUUCUUUUUGGGGGAGAGCAGAGUAUUAAAAUGUUUAA